AUGCAUUUAUCAGAUAGUAUUCAACGUAGUUUCAAAGCUCGGGUCAAGCGUAGGCGUCAAGGCCUCAAUGAAAGCAACAUUUUUGGAGACGGAGCGCCUUCCACAGAGGGAGUUCAAGAAAGAACUCCCGAUUCUUCCGAAAACGCCAGGCCAUUCGAGGCACGCACAUCCGAAUAUCUUGGCCCUUAUCCAUAUGAAACAUUAGAUGAUGUCAACGAUGAUGUUGACAAUGAUGGCAAUAGCGAAGAGAGCUGUUUUACCGACUUAUCAUCAGAGAACUCUAUAGCCCGUUCUGUUUCAAAUAGUACAUCUCCUGGUUGUUCAACCGCUUUGUCUCCUCGUCCGCAAUCAUGGAGUCACCGCAUUCAACAGGAAACUACUGUUAGCGAUCAAUUCGUGAACGACUCUCAGCGGAGUCAUGAUCAUAUUCGCUUAGAUAGCGACAGCAAUACCUUAGCAGAAGACUUAGAAAUAUUUGGUUCCCCUCUAGACAGAGUUAAAGCUAAAGAGGCUUAUCCAAGCUCGAGUUCGAGAAUGCGAGAUCCAAUUGGUCCCCAGAUUGGAGAAGAUGUUAAAAAAUCAACUUCUAGCUCCAGACCAAGGAAUUUACAUUCCGAAGAUAUUUUCGCUGCCAAUAACUCUACUGGAAUGGAUACCCUACAGCCGCUCUUUACAUCUUAA
Molecule: messenger RNA, 681 nt
Organism: Botrytis sinoallii
Lineage: Eukaryota; Fungi; Ascomycota; Leotiomycetes; Helotiales; Sclerotiniaceae
Exons: 1
Coding region: 1-681 (226 amino acids)
Source: RefSeq, a predicted model, not a curated record